AAAAAAUUUGAGUUAGAGGCUUCCCGUUUCAAGAGAAAGAGGGCUUCUCUUCUUUCUUUCUUUCUUUCUGAAAAGUCACAGCUAAACUAAAUCUCGACUAAAACGCUGCGUUGCAGAGUCAAAAGCCGUUCAUUUGAGCCGUCGCUCCAAUUCCAGCUCUUCUUUUGGCGGGAAUUCGAGUUCCCAUUCUUCCAUUUUUUAUCGUUGAAAAACAAAACCAAUUGAAGCUUGAUUGAUGUGAUUAAAGAGAGAGAUGGGAUUGUCGGACAAUUCGAAGGGAGUUAUAUUAGCAGUGGCUUCGAGCGCGUUUAUCGGCUCCAGUUUUAUUUUGAAGAAGAAAGGGCUCAAGCGUGCUGGCGCUUCGGGUACUCGCGCAGGAGUUGGAGGUUAUACAUACUUAUUAGAGCCACUUUGGUGGGCGGGCAUGAUAACAAUGAUUAUUGGAGAGGUUGCGAAUUUCGUGGCUUACGUGUAUGCUCCUGCGGUUCUAGUUACCCCGCUUGGUGCGCUAAGUAUAAUUGUGAGUGCUUGUCUGGCACACUUUAUGUUGAAGGAACGAAUUCAGAAAAUGGGGAUUGUAGGAUGUGUGUCCUGCAUUGUAGGUUCGGUAGUGAUUGUAAUUCAUGCACCACAAGAGCAUACUCCAAUUUCUGUACAAGAAAUUUGGACUCUAGCUACACAACCAGCUUUUCUAAUCUAUGUAGCAACUACACUUUCAAUAGUUUUAGCUUUGGUUUUAUAUUUUGAACCUCGUUAUGGGCAGACAAAUAUACUGGUUUAUUUGGGAAUUUGUUCCUUAAUGGGUUCUCUUACGGUUGUAAGCAUCAAAGCCAUUGGAAUUGCUAUAAAGCUUACAUUGGAUGGGAUAAGUCAGAUAGCUUACCCCCAAACUUGGUUUUUUCUUACAGUUGCUUCAAUCUGUGUCAUUACACAAUUAAAUUACCUAAAUAAGGCCUUGGAUACAUUCAAUGCUGCAAUUGUUUCUCCUGUAUACUAUGUGAUGUUCACAACUUUGACCAUUAUUGCAAGUGUAAUCAUGUUUAAGGACUGGUCAGGCCAAAAUGUGAGCAGUAUUGCCUCUGAGAUAUGUGGAUUCAUCACUGUACUCUCUGGAACAAUCAUACUUCAUGCAACAAGAGAACAGGAGCCACCUCCACCAGUAGGAACUGUGACAUGGUAUGUUAGUAGCGAUUCCAUGAAGAGCCCUGAAGAUGAACAUUUAAUCACUCUACGCAGUUCAGAGUAUUAUGAGCCAUGAGUUUUCUCCUUCAAAGAUUAGUGUUCUGAUCUCUGUUGGACGAACAUUAAUCUGGAUAGAAUAUGUGGAAAGCCAGAGAGUUCCUUGUUCUCAGACAAAAUUUGGGGAUGUCAACAAAAGCCAGAAAGGUAGUUUCCGAGAUGCCUUUCCCUAAUGACUCGCUAACAAGACUCCAAAUGGAAUCAGUUAAUGCUUCGUGAAUUCUCGCAUCAUUGUCAACUUGGAACGAGGAGUUUAAUGCAGUAUAAAUUCCCAUUUGACAGUGGUGAUCUCAUUCCCUUUGCCAUGGUAAUCCAUCUCAUCUGUACAUAAAGAAAGCUAUUCUUCUUUGGUUGAGGGGUUGUAAUGAUUCGGGUUUUCUUGAUUCUUUUAGAAUUUUCUGUGAAGUGUGGGUCAAAAUUCUUUUGGUUUCUAGUUUUUAUUCAUACAAAAAAUCUUUGCCGUGAUUGAAGCUUUUGGUGCAUUAAAAUGAAGCUUUUGGUUAUCUGUCCAUAACUUUCCAAACAUUUGGAUUCCAGGAAUCGGCUUUAGAAGUGAGCAACACCUUUCUAAAAAGAGAGGCUGAGGCUGAGAAACAGAUGUCUGUCGUUUUACAAAAAUAACAAAAGGUUAAUCCAAUUCCAGCCCAGUUGCCCUUUGGAAAAUGUCUCUUUGACUGCAUAAUUCAAGUCUAAUUUAACAAUUACUACUAUUAAUUACUAAUUAAUGUUUUUAUCAUGUAUGGGGUGUAAUUGAGUUAAAUCAAAUUGAUAUGA
Messenger RNA from Durio zibethinus, 2013 nucleotides. RefSeq names its product putative magnesium transporter NIPA6. Gene Ontology annotation, molecular function: magnesium ion transmembrane transporter activity. Gene Ontology annotation, cellular component: membrane. Lineage: Eukaryota; Viridiplantae; Streptophyta; Magnoliopsida; Malvales; Malvaceae. Gene Ontology annotation, biological process: magnesium ion transport. The record is from RefSeq and is a predicted model, not a curated record.